Hemicordylus capensis (graceful crag lizard) is the source of this 2343-nucleotide messenger RNA. It is a transcript of the gene GOT1, whose product is annotated as glutamic-oxaloacetic transaminase 1. Gene Ontology annotation, molecular function: L-aspartate:2-oxoglutarate transaminase activity; pyridoxal phosphate binding. Gene Ontology annotation, cellular component: cytosol. NCBI's taxonomy places the organism in Eukaryota, Metazoa, Chordata, Lepidosauria, Squamata, Cordylidae. Gene Ontology annotation, biological process: L-aspartate biosynthetic process. The transcript is spliced from 9 exons. The coding region runs from base 167 to 1414 and encodes 415 amino acids. The record is from RefSeq and is a predicted model, not a curated record.
CCCCUCGAGAGCGGCUCUGCAAUUGGAGGAUGAGUGCCCGGCCCGGCCAUCGGGGGUCGGGGAUUCGCUCGCAGCUUUCUCCCCCUCCGACCGUGAAGGUGAAGGUCUCCUCCAGGCGGCUCCAGGUUUCAGCACUCGGGGAGCUCCAGACUUGACAUCGCCCGCAAUGGCUCCCGGAGGAGGAUCCGUGUUCGCCGCCGUCCCGCAGGCCGUCCCGGUGGCAGUCUUCCAGCUCACGGCGGAUUUCCGCGCCGACGGGGACCCUCGCAAGGUCAACCUGGGAGUGGGAGCCUACCGCACAGAUGCAGGGCAGCCUUGGGUCCUGCCAGUAGUCCGGAAGGUGGAACAGAUGAUUACCAAGGACACCAGCUUGAAUCAUGAGUACCUGCCUAUCCUGGGCCUGCCAGAAUUCCGUUCCAAUUCCUCACGAAUUGCCCUAGGAGAGGAUAGUCCGGCCAUCAAGGAGAACAGGGUGGGGGGUGUCCAGUCCUUGGGGGGCACAGGGGCUCUGCGCAUUGGAGCAGAGUUCCUGAGGCGCUGGUACAAUGGAACCAACAACACAGCAACCCCUGUCUACAUCUCUUCUCCUUCCUGGGAGAACCAUAACUCUGUCUUCACGGAUGCCGGCUUCAAGGACAUCCGGACCUAUCACUAUUGGGAUGCUGCAAACAGAGGACUAGACAUUAAGGGAUUCCUGGAGGACUUGGAGAAAGCUCCAGAGUUCUCCAUCUUUAUCCUCCAUGCUUGCGCUCAUAACCCGACUGGCACAGACCCUACACAGGAGCAGUGGAAGCAAAUUGCUGCUGUCAUGAAGCGCCGCUUCCUGUUUCCGUUUUUUGACUCUGCCUACCAAGGCUUUGCCUCAGGUUGCUUGGAUAGGGAUGCCUGGGCAGUCCGCUACUUUGUUUCUGAGGGCUUUGAACUUUUCUGUGCUCAGUCCUUCUCCAAAAACUUUGGGCUGUACAAUGAACGUGUGGGCAACUUGACUGUUGUGGCAAAGGAUGCAGACAAUGUGCAGCGUACCUUGUCCCAGAUGGAGAAGAUUGUCCGCACGACAUGGUCUAACCCCCCAUCACAGGGUGCACGUAUUGUGGCCACUACACUCACUUCCCCAGAGCUGUUUGCUGAGUGGAAGGAAAACGUGAAGACAAUGGCGGAUCGAGUCUUGCUGAUGCGGGCAGAGCUCAGGUCUCGGCUUGAGGCCCUGCACACACCAGGCACCUGGAAUCACAUCACAGAGCAGAUCGGCAUGUUCAGCUUUACUGGCCUCAACCUUAAGCAAGUCCAGUAUCUGAUCAAGGAGAAGCACAUCUACCUGAUGGCCAGCGGCCGCAUCAACAUGUGUGGCUUGACUACUAAGAACCUGGACUACGUUGCAGGCUCCAUUCAUGAAGCUGUUACCAAGAUCAACUAAAGUUGAAACUAGAUAUUGUAUGCAGUUGUGUGCAACUUUCCUGUGAUGUUUUACUGGUUUUGUUUGCUUAAACAAACAUAGGCAGCCUCUGGAGCCUGUGACUUCAUGUGGCGGAAUGGUGGCAGGGCUGCUUAUCCAUCUCCUAAACUGCUGCUUUUCGGCUCAAAACGUGUUCCUUUCCCAGAAAGUGCCCUUUCCUCUGUGGAGGAAGGAUAGAGGCAUCCCUGUGGGGUGGGAGAAAGUCCAGGAGAGAAAGGGUUAAGCAGAUUCUGAUGCCCCCUCCUCCACUGCUUAAACUUGCAGUCUCCUGAGGCUUGAUUGUAAACUGCUAAACAGUGGAGAAAGGUUAUACGCAAUUGCAUCCAACCUCUAGUUUGAUCCUAAGAAACAUGAACAACCAAAUCCCUCCAUGCUCUUAGUAUGUAGUCUAUGUCUGCCCACUUGGCUGAGCUCACUUUUGUCAUCCCUGUGACGCAGCAAGGACUGGGAGCAGAGAUUCUGCCAGCAACAUCUUUCCCUUCCUUUUGAUGGCCUGUGGUUUGCGUUGGAUGGGGGAGAGGCUGGCUAAAAUCUUCUCUUCCUCCUGCCUGCGAGCGAUCAGUUUGCACCUGUAGUAUUGAUAGCUACUAAUUGUAGAUCCCAAGCACAUGGCCUCUUCCGGCUGCCUUGUCUGUACGUCCACUUGCACUUUAUGUAACUGACCGUCUCUGGCCCACGCCUGCUGCAGUAGUGUCUUGUGGGACAAAUCUCCAAAUAGUUGGGUCUCCCAGUUACUGGCUGCAGGCUCAGGCUGCAUGGAGUAUUUCAGGGAGCAAGGCUGGUGCUGGUUCCCUUGUUUCCAGCCUUGCAGGAGCUAAGAUUGUUAUCUUAAUGAUUGUACCAUUUUCUCCUGUCCAUACAGCAAAAUAAAUUUUCAUCUCUUUAUGCCA